CAGGGGCAUCGAUGCCUGUGUCCCCUCCUGCAGCUCAGGCUGGGGUGGGAGCACCAUCAUGCUAAACAACAGCCUGGCACUCAGCAGCCUGGACGGGAUUUACAUCAGCACCGAGUGCUUGGUGGCUUUGUUUGCCACUUUGGGCAACGUGCUGGUGAUCUGGGUGGUGAAGCUGAGCUCCACCUUCCAGAACACGACGCUGUACUUCAUCGCGUCCCUGGCGCUGGCCGACAUCGCCGUGGGGACCCUGGUGGUGCCCCUGGCCAUCGUGGUCAGCCUGGGCAUCACUGUGCACUUCUACACCUGCCUCUUCAUGUGCUGCCUCAUGGUGGUUUUCACCAACGCCUCCGUCCUCUCCCUCCUGGCCAUCGCCAUCGACAGGUACCUGCGAGUGAAGCUGCCGACCAGGUACAAGAGAAUCAUGACAGAGAGAAGAGUUUGGUGGGCACUGGGGCUGUGCUGGGCUGUGUCCCUGCUGGCCGCGCUGGUCCCCAUGUUUGGCUGGAACAAGCCAAGGGACUCCAACUUCCUCAGGUGCCAAUUCAUGUCUGUGAUGAGCAUGGAUUACAUGGUGUAUUUUGGCUUCCUCACGUGGAUCCUUGUCCCCCUGCUCAUCAUGUGUGCCCUGUAUGCUGAAAUCUUCCACAUCAUCAGGACAAAGCUGAGUCAAGGCACAACCGGUGUGAGAGGGGCCAGAGCUUUUUAUGGGCAGGAGUUCAAGAUGGCCAAGUCUCUUGCACUUGUUCUUUUCCUGUUUGCAAUAUCCUGGUUGCCUCUGUGCAUUAUAAACUGCAUUUCCUAUUUUUACCCCGAGUCUCAGAUCCCCAAGUUUUGGAUGUACUUGGGAAUCCUGUUAACCCACGCCAAUUCCGCCAUGAACCCCAUUGUCUACGCCUGCAAGAUCAAGAAGUUCAAAAGCACGUACUUUUUAAUUUUGAGGACCUAUAUCCUGUGCAAAAAACAGCCCCAGCUCUUACAGAGCAAACAAGAGACCCACAGUCAUAAAUAAAGACUGAACCUGCCAGUAUAGACCAGACAACUGAUAAACCACGUGGCUUUCCUAAGGAACUCAUGGAACAACGAAGCAACGUGUAGAUCUGAAGGUUACCCUAAAGCUGUAUGUGAAUAUAUGUCUUUGUAUUCUAUCAGUUCA
This is a messenger RNA of Myiozetetes cayanensis, 1153 nucleotides long. RefSeq names its product adenosine A3 receptor (gene ADORA3). The coding region runs from base 59 to 1009 and encodes 316 amino acids. Gene Ontology annotation, molecular function: G protein-coupled adenosine receptor activity. Gene Ontology annotation, cellular component: dendrite; synapse; membrane. The transcript is spliced from 2 exons. Gene Ontology annotation, biological process: G protein-coupled adenosine receptor signaling pathway. The record is from RefSeq and is a predicted model, not a curated record. Lineage: Eukaryota; Metazoa; Chordata; Aves; Passeriformes; Tyrannidae.